AAUGAUGAUUUGUCUCUUAGUAAUAUUACGGCAGAAAUGAUUUUACCUAAUUACGCGCAAUUUCUUCCGAUUGCAACUGUGGAUGGAGAUUAUAUGAUUAUUUUUACUAAUAGUACAAAUUCAAUAAACUCCUCCAGGGAUCCUUAUUCUCCACAGGGAGGGAUUUAUGGCAUUUACUGUGAAUAUAAAAGCAAUAUCGUGCGAGAACCAGUUAUUCUUUAUCAAUCUACAAAUCCAUUAAAUAUAUCUUCUAUGGAAUGCAGAAUUAAUUACUCAGGAGUUGGAAAUGUUUGUUUAAUAUCCUUACAACCUAAUUCCACUACAAGUUCAACAUCUCGUUUUAUCAAAAUUAAUUUUCUUUCGCAAGGAUCUUUAUUUAAUGUCACUCCUACUAUUAUGAAUUCAGCAAAUGGCAUUAUGUCAUUAAGAUUUGGAGGUUAUUUCUACCAUAAUACUGUUGAUCAACCUAGUACCACAAGUAUUUGGGGUUAUGUUCUGGAUGACAAUGGCAUUUUGCAUAAUUGGACUCUUAAUUAUCCUACUGAGAUAAAUUAUUAUGGUCUAAGACAAGUUUUAACAAAUAACACUGUUGUAAUGGUUCAACCAACAGUAAAUCAAACUUGGGGUUUAAUCACCACCGAUUUGUAUAAAGUUUAUAAUAGAGGUAAGAUAAUAGUGAAAAAUUUUCGAAAAAAAACAAAAAUAUUUUUUUUUUUAAAGUUUUAG
Molecule: messenger RNA, 726 nt
Organism: Rhizophagus irregularis DAOM 181602=DAOM 197198
Lineage: Eukaryota; Fungi; Glomeromycota; Glomeromycetes; Glomerales; Glomeraceae
Source: RefSeq, a predicted model, not a curated record